Rhinichthys klamathensis goyatoka is the source of this 798-nucleotide messenger RNA. RefSeq lists its product as uncharacterized. The record is from RefSeq and is a predicted model, not a curated record. Bases 245 to 793 code for a protein of 182 amino acids. The transcript is spliced from 8 exons. NCBI's taxonomy places the organism in Eukaryota, Metazoa, Chordata, Actinopteri, Cypriniformes, Leuciscidae.
CCAGCAAAAGAAAUUGUUGUUCUGGAUGGCCCAGUUUGUCUUCAAAGGGAAGACUUUUGGAGCCUGGGGCUAGAUGAACAGGUGGAGAGCAGUAUUGGGAAUGCGUGCUUCAGGCUGGUAGAGGAGGCAGGCAGGAGACAUACAACUUGCAGGAGCAGUGGCUAAUGGACCGUGGGUGGAGAAGACGGGCAAAGAUUUUGAUCCAUUUCCAGUUCAGUCAGAUGGACAGAGCUGUGGGAUAUUCAUGCUUAUGUAUGCCCUCUGCAUCUGUACUGGUGCCAUGUUUCACUUUUUGGAUACUGACAUACCAUCUAUUCGGAAGUGGUGGUGUCUCCAGAUUCUGGAGAAAUUCUCGAUCGCAAGGCAUGGGCAGAACUUCGGGCAGCGCUUUGCCUUCUGGACAGAGGAGGCAGAACAGCUGAUGGCAGGCACCCUACCACCUAUUUAUAGGAUUUCUCGACCCCAAAUAGUCAAGGAGGAACAGGUAGAAGUGGAGGAGCUGCCCCUCACAUUGAAACAUAUGUACCAGGCAGAAUACAUCGUGAGGAACAGUAUUGGGCUUUUCACUGGCCAGGUGCAAGAACCAUCAUACAUGUUGAUGGAUCAUGAUGACCAAAUGAAAGCGUGGAGGGUGCUGAUGGAGUCGAGGAAGUGCUAUGCCAUGGAGCCUUUCACGUUCAUUUUUGAAAACAUUCAGGACAUGGAAACCUUCAUGAUUAUUUGCAAAGACACCCUCAACCUGAGAGUAAAUGCUGGAGUUGGGGUGCACAGUCACCCCUAUACAUUUUGUUAGUGUGU